This is a messenger RNA of Adineta ricciae, 2538 nucleotides long. NCBI's taxonomy places the organism in Eukaryota, Metazoa, Rotifera, Eurotatoria, Adinetida, Adinetidae. The record is from the annotation of a GenBank genome assembly.
AUGAAUGACUACGAACAACGUUUUCAACGAUCACUACAAAAAUUGACUGUACCUUUAUGGUAUACUGAUACCAUCCCAUCGUCGACUAUAAGCAAUAGUACUAGUAAACAAUCGAUUAUCUCAACACCGUCUAUACCGCGGAAACCUCAUUAUCGGCAAACUCAACGCACACCGGAAAUAAUUCAUUUACAACAUCCAUACAAUUAUCGUUCGUGCCGUUCGUCGUUGGCAACAUCACCAUCACCAUCAAUUCAUUCAUGGCAUCCAAAUCAUAUGAUUGAAGGGAUGACAUUUUCUCUCUCAAAGCCUUCAACAUCACGACGACAUCAGAAAUACGAAAAGGGCAUUGAUCGUGUGUCGAAAUCAAGCCGUUGGUAUCGACCGACCCAGUUGACAGAUAAUCAAACAGCAAAUAGUCAAACAGGUACAAUCAAAACAUCAACAUCAAUCAGACAUAAUCAACAAUCGACUGCAAAUAAUCACUAUGAUGCACCGAAAUUUCACUACAAUGCCGAUGCCGAUGGAAGUUUGAUCGUAAAUUCGAAUUGUUUGGUUACUAAUGGUAGCUCUGAAAAUAUUCCCGGCAAUGAGGCAACUGACAAUGUGACUGCAAACGAUAAGCAACAAGACAAUCAUCUUAAUUCAAAUGAAUCUCGAAUAAUGCCUAUGGCAGAUGUGCAAGAAGUUGUCUGUCGCGUUGAAUUAGAAGAUCAAACCGAUGGAGAAUAUGACAAACGAUCAUUAUCGAUGGAUACGAAGAGACCUACCACAGAUUUAUCAUUAUCAAACGAUCAGAUUGAUUAUAAUGUCUUGCUGGAACGUGCGGCAAAUGAUCUAGUUCAAACAGUACUUUCUGAUGUGUAUUUAUUAGAAAAUCUUGAUGACGUUACUGAUGACGAUGAUGAUGAAGAUGAAAAAAAUCGCGGUGUUAGAGAAUUAUCCGACGAUGAAAAUGGUCUUCGAGAAUUAGAUGAAAAUGAUAUGAAUGAUACGGAUGAAUUCAUUGUUUUUGCUACCAAUGCAAGCCUAUCGGACAAUGAUCAACCAUUGACGACGCCACGCUGUAGCCUAAACAGGAUAUACACAUUUUCGAAAGCACAUAAUCACAACAAUAGCAAUAGCAAUAGUACAGAAAAUUCCAAGCAUACGACUUCCGAACAGAACUCCCUAGGAUCAAGAGAUGAUCAAAACGAUGAGCAAACAAUUAGUCUACAGUCAAAUACUAUCACAGAGCAAACUUAUGAGAAAUUUUUGCAUUCAACUCCAAUGUAUCACUAUCUUGUUGACAAACAGGAUAUUGCUUUACCGACAUUUAUUGACAAAAUCAUUUGCCCUUCAAAUCGACACUCACCACCACAUCAAUCAGAGGAAGGCGUUAAUGAGGAAACAGCAAGAAUAGGACGACUUCUACUUGAUAGUAUAUCAACACCAUUAAUUGAAAGUAUUCAUGACUUAUCACCAACUCCCACUUCUAAUGAAUUGUUACUUAGUGAUACUGAAUAUGUCAUAUCAGAUCAAGAUAAUCAUUAUGAAUCAUUUCCAGAUGAUUCACAACGGCAUGAACAACGAAUUCUUGGAAAACAACAGACAGAAUUGCAAAACAAUGUUCGUCGUGAUUCAGCUUAUUCAAGUAAUCAAGAACGAAUCGAUGUGCAGCAAUCCUAUUAUGAAUCGCUCUUCGAAUGUCAUUCUGGUUAUUCAUUUCUUCAAAGUGAUUUUCUUACUCCGAAUAUCUCCUCUGUACAAUCAACUACCGACGAAGCUUACGAAUCCGAGCCAACCACCAUGAGUUCAUCGAUAGCCACAACGACACAUGUUCAUCCCGAUCUCGAACACGAAUUCGAGUAUCCUGUACCUCCUCCACCUGUGCCAGACCGCCGUCUCAAACCUGCCUAUCUAAAAGCAUCGCCGACAACAACAUCAUCAUCUCCAGUGUUGACGAAACCUUGUCUAAUUAAACAGAAUACUGUUGAUUCAGCUGGAUACAGUAUCAUCCAAAAACCUAAACCGUCACCCCUAAUUGCUAUACAACAAUUGAUUACUUCUACUGCUAAUAAUUCGACUGCCUCAGCGACGAAAACAAUGAGCAGUCGGCAUUAUUGCGGUACAAUACCCGUAUCAAAUGAAGUCACUCAAUCAUCUGUCAAUUCUGUUACACCAGUGAAAACAAACGAACAGUCAAAAGAUAAGAAAAAAGAGAAACGAACUAGUAAAACAUUGAAUUGUCUGCACCCAUCGACUGCUGAUGAACAAGAUCAUAAGCGACAUUUAUUACCAAAACUACCGUUAUCAUCACUAUCGAAUAAGGCUAAGAUUAAAAAGCAAAAAUUGAUUACCAAUAUUGAUGAAGCAACUAACGGUUUAGCAAUUCGUCUACCGGCUCCAACAUCCAAUGGAUCGAGUUCAGUAGACAAACAAAAUUCCCACAAGUCGUCAGCACUCUCUUCAAUCAAACGAACGAAUGGAAUGACGAAAACUCGGCAACUUCCUGAACAUGUAAAAUCAGCUCGACCGGCAUUCUAUGAAACAUCAGUUUAA